GCAGAACCUCCGAAUCGAUACGACGCGCGUCACGUGCUGCCGCCCGCGACCAAUAGCCGCGCGCCGGUAGCGGCACCCCGCGCGCCCACCCGCCAGUUGUCUUCUAGCCGUGGCGGUGGACGUACGCACACCGCGCUCGCGAUCGUUCCGAUGUGUACACACUGUGCAGUGACGCUAUGAGUGCGUGGACGGAGGAUGCGCUUUCUUGGCGCGACGAACGGCUCAGUCUAACGGAGCUGCCCACCAACAGAAGAAAGCAACGUAGUGCUCCAUACAGAUUGCACCGACCGCAUUUGCACGUGCCCGAACCGGUACCAGAGCCGCAAGGAACACACAUUUCGAGAUUGUAUCCGGAGUUGCUCGCGCUCAUCUUUGAAAGGCUUCCAGUAAGAGACAGAGGUCGCGCGGCUCAAGUUUGCCGCGCUUGGAAAGAUGCGGCCGAUCGACGAUCCGUUUGGCGAGGAGUCGAAGCAGCUUUGCAUCUGAGAAGACCAGCACCUAUAUUAUUUGCAUCGCUCGCUAGAAGGGGAAUAAGAAAAUUACAAGUGUUAUCUUUAAGACGAGGUUUGAGAGAUGCUGUUGCAGCUCUUCCAGGAUUAGAAUCCUUAUCGUUGAGUGGGUGCUACAGCGUGACAGAUGCAGCUUUAGCUAGUGCGUUUGCGUCGGAAUUGCCUGCUUUAAAAAGACUAGACUUAUCCCUUUGUAAACAAGUGACGGAUUCGUCUCUAGGAAGGAUAGCGCAAUCGUUAAAAAACUUAGAAGAAUUGGAAUUGGGUGGUUGUUGUAAUAUAACCGACACAGGGUUAUUGUUAAUAGCAUGGGGCUUGAGAAAGUUGCGUCGAUUGAACCUGAGGUCUUGUUGGCACGUGAACGACGCAGGUAUAGCCCAUCUAUGCGGAGGCGGAGAAGCUAGAGGUACACCGGAUUUAGAACAUUUGGGCCUGCAGGAUUGUCAGAGGCUAACCGAUGAAGCACUCAAACAUGUAGCAACAGGUCUCCCUAAUCUUAAAUCUAUAAACUUAUCAUUCUGUGUAGCCGUCACCGACGCUGGAUUAAGACACCUGGCUAGACUACCGCAUUUAGAAGAUAUAAAUUUGAGAGCGUGUGAUGGAGUGUCUGAUGCCGGAGUGGCCCACUUAGCGGAGAGUGGUAGAUUACGGGCUUUGGAUGUUUCAUUUUGUGAUAAAGUUGGGGACGAAGCGUUAUCUCAUGCUACGUUAGGGCUAUCAGGCCUGCGUUCUUUAUCUCUGAGCGCUUGUCGGUUGACCGAUGAGGGCCUAGAGAGGGUCGCGAGGUUAUCGCAGCUAGAAACUCUCAAUAUAGGACAGUGCACACGGGUCACAGACAGGGGGCUACGCGCAUUAGGAGAUGGAUUGCUAAAUUUAAGGGCUAUAGACUUGUACGGUUGUACGUGUAUAACGCCUCAGGGCCUGGACCACAUCGUGAAGUUGCCUCGACUUAGUGUACUUAACCUCGGCUUGUGGCAUGUACGGUGACCACACACGCGCUAACUCGAAUCCGUGCGUGAGAUCUGUGUGUGAGUGAGCGGCCAUUAUAAAGUGAAGGAGCCACCAAGGUUGUAUGCUCUGGACAGUGGAUAAAGAAUUAACCAAUUUUAACGAUAUUAUCCAAUUAAUUGUUGGGGAGUGGGGUCGCUUUCUUUUGUUUCUGUUUCGAUAUUUGUUUUAUGAUGUUUGUUGCAUUAAGUUUGAGCUGAUUUUGAAUCGUUUCGGUUGUGUUUAAGAAAGUUGCCCCAACACCUAGUCGUUAUAUUGAGCCAGACCUCUUUUAUGUUAGAAAUGUAUUACUUUUUUCACUUACCAAAUAAAAUUUAUCCAUUACUAAUUGAAAAAGGUCUGAUGUUUCAAUAUAGUUGCUCCAUUAGAUAGAUAUUUAGCCAUUCUUCAAAUUAAGCGUUUUAAUUCGACCUUGCGCAUUAAUAAGGAACUAAAAAAUUUGUUAUAAUUAGGAUAUUCAAUUGUUGAUUGUCGUUAAUAUUUUGGGAGCAUGUAAUUUAAGCUUAGGGUUGAGGUUUUAAUAAAAAUUGACUGACCACAGUAUCAAACGCAGUUCUAAAUCGUUUCCCAAAGAAAAAUAAUAUUCAUUUACAAAAAAAAUCACACGUGGAAGUAUUCCCACGCAUUAUCUAUGGUUCCACGAACUGUAGUCAUAUACCAUUGGGUCUUUUUAAAACAAUAGAGAUACUAACAAUGGAGUUCCAGGGACUGAAUGUCAAACGAUUUGCUGUAAUACGGAAAAUCUUCCUUUGUAACUAAAAUAACAUUCCUAACUGUAAUGCGUGCUUUAUUUUUUUUUCUCUGAACUGAUCAAGGAUUAUAACCAACAUUGUGUUACUUCACAAAAAAAUAUAACAACAAGUUUUAUCACCAUAAUAAUAUCGUUCCACUGACUUUAAAACCUUUCUAACAACAAGAUGAGGAUUUAAUUGUUUUAAAGAUUCUGAUACUUUUAGGAUAUAAUAGAAAUAGGAAAGACAGUUCUUCCAAUAUUUGAAUAAAACAAUAAAAAGAAAUUAAGGAUAAAUAUUAAACGACUAAAGAUUUUUGUUAGGAAUAAUAGUGACGCAGGGUUGAGACGUUGAUUUAUUCGACUCAUUUAUAACGUGUUAUAUACAUUUUCUUUAAUAAAUUAUGAGAAAUACCUUGACAUUAUUCUAUGGUUUAAAACUUGGAUAUAAUAUUGAAGAAAGUUAUUCAACUAAUACUAUCGAAUUUCGUUUUAUUUUAAUGUCUUCCGAUCGUCGUGUAAUUGUCAAAAAACUCUUAUCGAAUAGCGAAAAUUCAUGACGUACAAUUUAAAAUCAUAAAAAUAGCUUUAUCAUUUACAAAUGAAUAUGACAUAUUAUAAGAGAAAAAAAGUGUUAACGUUUAUGAUAAAAUUUCCUAAAAGUACCACAAGAUAACUGCUCAAAGUUUCGGGAUUCAUGUAAAAUAAUAUGAUUAUGGAAUGAAGAACAUUAAAAUAAGCCAGAAAUUAUAUCUAUAACUAUUAAAUCUUUUUGUCUGCGUCAUCGGUAUAGCCAAAAAUCAUUCUAUGGUUUUUGUCGGGUCUAAAGACACGACAACAUUAUAUUUUUACUUUGAUAUUUAUGGGUUUUUGGAAACUUUACAUGAUUAUUGAAUAUGUAGGGAAAACUGUCACAAAUAUGAAAAAAGUAGUACUAUUCUUAGUUCCGAAAAUUGUUUGAUUUUGUUAAUUUUGUAAUAGGAAUAAGUUACGAUUGUUUUAUAAUUUCUAAAUAUAAAUUUGGUGAUCUGCUUUCUGCAUUAGAAUAUUAGAUGUUGAAGCCAAUUUAUCCAAUUAUUGUUGGAGUGUUCAUUCGAUUUUUCCAAAUAAUGUCUCCCAUGAAGUCACGAUCUCGUAAUAUAUACGUAAUUUUUGAUAUUAUGCUUAGUUAUUAAUUUUUAUACUCUGUGAUUUUGCACGAGGUCGAAUUAAAACUUGAAACAAGUUGUAUACUAUGUCGAUACGUUGUUUUUUGUACAAAACGAAAUGUAAUAUAGGAAAAACAAAAAAUGUAUUAAAAAGUCAUGGUUUAAGUUAC
Diatraea saccharalis (sugarcane borer) is the source of this 3565-nucleotide messenger RNA. The record is from the annotation of a GenBank genome assembly. Lineage: Eukaryota; Metazoa; Arthropoda; Insecta; Lepidoptera; Crambidae.